GAUGUCCUGUUUAUAUGUCUACUGCCUGAAUAAAAGACGAAGAUUUUAGCUACCAAAAUCUGGGAUGACUGUGAGAUGAAGCAGGAUACCCUGCAGGUGAAAUGUCAAAUUGUGUGACUUAGCAAAAGCACAAGAUUUACUGGGCACAGAAGAAGAGAGAAGACUGACUCGGUGUGUUGUAUCCUCUGUAUCACCCAAGCUAAGGAACCUCAGAACUCAAUGGAGCUUGUCACAGUUAUCCUGUCCAUCAUUGUCAUCAUCUUCUUUAUCAGUGUUUUCAGCAAUCAAAAAGAAGAGAAAUACAAAAACAUACCCCCAGGGCCAAAACCUUUACCGAUUCUUGGAAACUUUCUCAUCUUGGACAUAGCAAAACCCCAUAAAACAUUUCUUCAGCUAUCUAAGCAGUAUGGCAGUGUCUUCCGUUUCAAGACGGGUAUAAAUGAAUUUGUUGUCUUAUGUGGUUUAGACACCAUUAAAGAGGCUCUGGUUGACAAUGCUGAAGUAUUCAAUGAUAAAUCCUCUACUGCUCUGUACUCUAAAUUAAUAAAAAAUCAUGGUGUUGUUUUUUCCAAUGGAGAUAAUUGGAAAGUGAUGAGAAGAUUUUCUCUCUCCACACUACGAGAUUUUGGAAUGGGCAAGAAAACUAUAGAAAACAGGAUCAAUGAGGAGGCCGAGUGUUUAAUACAGAAGUUGAAAUCAUAUAAAGGACAGCCCUUUGAUAAUCUGACCAGUAUAAAUGCUGCUGUAACCAAUAUAAUUGUGUCUAUAUUGCUCGGUAAAAGAUUUGACUAUGAGGAUCCAAUCAUACUGAGGCUCAUGGAAUUAGUUAAUGAGAAUAUAAGACUCCUAGGAAGUACAUGGAUCGCGCUAUGCAACAGUUUUCCGUUUCUAAUGAGAUGGCUGCCAGGAGCUCACAGAACAGUUGCUGGAAACCGUAGAGAGUUUCAGGACUUUAUAAGAGCGACAUUUACAAAAUAUAAAAAGAACCUGGAUGUAAAUGACCAGAGGAACCUCAUUGAUGCCUUCUUAGCAAAGCAACAAGAGGAAAAUGAAGAAUCCACUCAGUAUUACCACAAUGACAACCUGACUGUGCUAGUGGGAGAUCUGUUUGGUGCUGGAAUAGAGACCACGUCAGCCACAUUGAGAUGGGGUCUUCUACUAAUGAUAAAAUAUCCGGAAAUACAAAAAAAAGUGCAAAAUGAAAUUGAUAAAGUGAUUGGAACAGCUCAACCUCUAAUGGAACACAAGAAAAAGAUGCCAUAUGUAAACGCUGUCAUUCAGGAAUUUCAGCGCUUUGGGGAUGUUUUGUCUAAAGUUACACCACGUGUAGCUUCUCGAGAUACUACACUCAAAGGCUAUUUCAUUCCAAAGGGAACUCGAAUCAUCCCGGUGCUGCAUUCUAUACACAAAGACAAAGAAUACUUUGAGAAACCACAUGAGUUUUAUCCAGAGCACUUUCUUGACUCACAAGGAAAUUUCAAAAUGAGUGAAACCUUUAUACCGUUCUCAACAGGCAAAAGAAGUUGCCCUGGCGAAAACUUGGUUAAAAUGGAGCUAUUUCUUUUUUUCACAUCAAUUUUGCAAAAUUUCACACUCAAGGCCUCACCAGGAGCUAAACUAGACCUUACACCUGCAUUAGGGACUACAAAUUCCCCCAGACCUUUUGAAAUAUGUGCCAUAUCUCGCAACUAGUCCAUAAGAUCUGUUGAUUCUUGAAUGAAAAAUGUUGUUCAUUUUUUU
This is a messenger RNA of Bufo gargarizans (Asiatic toad), 1740 nucleotides long. Its product is annotated as cytochrome P450 2K4-like. The transcript is spliced from 11 exons. Gene Ontology annotation, biological process: xenobiotic metabolic process. Gene Ontology annotation, molecular function: iron ion binding; heme binding; oxidoreductase activity, acting on paired donors, with incorporation or reduction of molecular oxygen, reduced flavin or flavoprotein as one donor, and incorporation of one atom of oxygen. NCBI's taxonomy places the organism in Eukaryota, Metazoa, Chordata, Amphibia, Anura, Bufonidae. Gene Ontology annotation, cellular component: cytoplasm; intracellular membrane-bounded organelle. The record is from RefSeq and is a predicted model, not a curated record. Bases 220 to 1692 code for a protein of 490 amino acids.